Hippocampus comes (tiger tail seahorse) is the source of this 4414-nucleotide messenger RNA. It is a transcript of the gene rbm12, whose product is annotated as RNA binding motif protein 12. The transcript is spliced from 2 exons. Gene Ontology annotation, molecular function: RNA binding. The record is from RefSeq and is a predicted model, not a curated record. Bases 208 to 2895 code for a protein of 895 amino acids. Lineage: Eukaryota; Metazoa; Chordata; Actinopteri; Syngnathiformes; Syngnathidae.
CACGUUCUCGCGGUAAGUGCAAAAUAUCGCGUUGUUUCUACCGACAUUUCGUGUGCAUCCACCGCGGUCUCUGCCUGCUUGCGUUUUCAAAUCGAAUUUUUUUGCAGAGACGGAAGUGAGCAUCCAAGACGUCCGUGCAUGAAUCAAACACCCGAGUGUGUUAGUUGACAGAUUCCUCGGUUGUAGGCCUGUUGAUUAGCUGUCAGUAUGGCGGUAGUCAUCAGACUGCAAGGUCUGCCCAUAGUGGCCGGCACCAUGGACAUCAGGCACUUCUUCUCUGGCCUCACCAUCCCUGAUGGGGGCGUGCACAUCGUGGGUGGCGAGCAUGGCGAGGCCUUCAUUGUCUUUGCCACCGACGAGGACGCUCGGCUGGGAAUGAUGCGCACAGGUGGGUCCAUUAAGGGCUCCAAAGUGUCGUUGUUGCUCAGCAGCAAGACAGAAAUGCAGAACAUGAUUGAGUUGAGCAGGCGGAGGUUUGAGGGUGGCACGGCUGCACCUGAGACCGCCACGCCUACGACGGCGAAUCGCCCGACUUCCGCGGCGGCUAUACCCGCCAUACAGUCGGCCGCGGCGGGGAGAAGUGGUAGCCAUGGAAACCCCAGUUUCAGUAAUACUCCCGCAGUGGUGACUGCAAGCUCUUCACAGGAGACUCCCAUUCACAAAGCCGCUGCUAGCCUGGCGAGUAUGGUGCCCAACUUUCCUCACGGCUACAACGCUGCCCCCGCCAUUACAGCAGCCCUGACGUCUCUAAACGCAGGCCCUCCGCUGAUCGCGCCCAUGCCAACGAUGCCCACGUUACCCACGGUUCCUCCUCCUGUGUCGUCCUUACCCCCUGUCCCUACUGUCAGCCAACUUUCCCAUGGGCCUCCUGUACCCCCAAUGUCCCACCUGUCACAUCUGCCUUCUUUGCCACCUUUCAACCCCACCAUGCCCCCACCCGGAGGACUUGCCACAGGCCUCCCCCUCAGUACCCCAAACCCUAUGCUGUUCAAUCCCCUCACUCCUCUUGCGUCUCUGGGCCUCCAGGCUCACAUGAAGGCAGCUGCAGCCACAGCCACUGCAAUUGGUGUGUCUAAUCCAGAUGAGUUGUUUGUCCUCUUGCAGAACCUCUCAUUCUCCUGUUCAGAGAUGGAGAUCAGGGAUUUUUUUCGGGGUCUGGGGGUGGACGGAGUGCGCUUGUUGAGAGACGGCCAAGGUCGUCCGACCGGCCGAGCCAUGGUCAAAUUUUUCUUGCCCCAAGAUAGCUUUGAGGCCGUGAAGCGGGGUGGUGGCAUGAUGGGUCAAAGGUUCAUCGAGGUCACCCCGGGCUCUGAGAGGCAAUGGGCCACCCUCAAUCACAGCGCGAUGGGGCUGACUUCUCAAAAUAUCGCUAAACCAAACAUUCAAGACCAGAACCAACGUCAUACUCAAGCCAGCGACAUGGGUCGGGAACAGCGAGGGAGGUCUAGAUCUCCACAUCGUCAAGAAUUCUGUGUUUACCUGAAGGGCCUCCCCUACGAGGCUGACAAAAAACAGAUCAAGGAGUUCUUCAAGAACUUGUCCGUGGUGGAGGACACUAUGUACAUCGCCUACGGCCCCAAUGGACGAGCCACAGGAGAAGGCUUUCUGGAGUUCAAAACGGAGCAGGAUUACAAGACUGCACUGGGUUCCCACAUGCAAUACAUGGGUUCUCGCUUCAUCCAAGUGCACCCCAUCAGCUACAAGGGAAUGCUGGAAAAGAUUGACUCCAUUCGUAAGCGCGAAGCAAUGCAGAAUGAUGGCAAGAACCAGGAUGGCCUCAAAACGCCAAGAAACUGCGCUCAUAUCACCAACAUCCCUUACAAUAUCUCCAAGAAGGACGUGCGUGCCUUCCUGGAGGGCAUUGGGCUUUAUGAAGACACGCUAAAGGUUCUGACUGAUAGCCACGGCAACGGUUUAGGGCAGGCGGUCUUCCAGCUUCAGACCGAGGAAGACGCCCGUAAAACGGAAAGACUUCACCGCCAGAAGCUCAAUGGCCGUGAUGCAUUCGUUCAUCUUGUGACCUUUGAGCAGAUGAAGGAAAUUGAGAGGAACCCUCCGCCCCAAAACAAGAGAGGCCAAAGAAGUCAAAUCCAGACCCAGCAGAGCCAGAAGCAUGGCCAAGGCCAGCACCUGCCGACCCAGGCGGUUCCGCAGCAGCCCCAGAUCAAUCCCUUCGCAGGGAUUGGCGGUGAGGAGUUUAACUUCCUAAGAACCACAAUGGGAAACAUCAACAGUUCUCCAUUUGUCACCCCGUUCUCCACUCCUGGAAAUGGUGUAGCGGGACCACCUCCCCUGCCCCCGUUGGCAGUAGGACUUGGUGAAGUCAAUCUUGCGGUCGCUCCUCCACUUAUCGCAGGUCUUCCCGGAGCUCCACUCCUUGAGCCGCCGGGUUUUCGACCGGGUGCGCCAGGGGGGCCUGCGUUUGGUCAGGAUGGUCUGAGGGGCUUGGUGCCCUUUGACAACAGCAGCAGGAAACCAAGUGGAGCAGUACAGAACAGAGGUGGACUUGGGGCUAACAACAACAACAACCAAGCACGUCAAGGGGGAGCGCCUCCCGGUGGACCUCCAGGUUUCAACCCGGGCGCAGAGGGUCUCUCCACUGCCCCCGGGGCACCCAACAACUCUAACAGUCAGCGCUCUGCCGCCUCCGCUGCUGCCCCAACAAUAGUCAAGCUGCAGAACAUGCCCUUCACUGUCACCGCCGACGAGCUCAUGGACUUCUUCUAUGGCUACGACGUGCUCCCCGGAUCCGUCUGCUUGCAGUUCAGUGACAAAGGCCUACCCACCGGCGAGGCCAUGGUUGCCUUCCAGAACCCGGAAGAGGCCGCCGCCGCCGUCAUGGAUCUAAACGACAGGCCCAUCGGAGCACGGAAAGUCAAAAUUAGUCUUGGUUAAGGAACCUCCUCGUCUCAAGACCCUAACUGCACAGACUGACUCUAAAUGUACCCCUUUUACGCUGAACCGGUGCCGGUUGGGUACUGGUGGUGAGAGGUUGCUGGCUUCGUGUUGACUGGUUGAUAGUGGAGUUUCGUGCAUUCGCUACUUGGUAUUGAUGGUCUCUGUAAUUGUGAUGUGUUCACAAAAACUCACCCUAACAGCACACAUCUCACGUCACCUGGAGCAGUUCUGAAUCCAUGUUUAUAUCUAGCAAGACAAAACCAAAUAACCAAAUGAAUAAAAAAAAAAAACAUCAGUCUAACCGAAGAUGCUGAUUAUGAGAGGAAAAUGUGGCGAUAGCUCCGGGCUUGUUUUACUUGUCAAAACGUUGGCUGUAACAAGUUUUGCUCUGAUCAACCAAAAGUUUUGACGUCACUGAGGGGCCAGCACUCUGGAUGGAAUAUAAAAAAUGAACACAAAAUGUUGAAGAAUCAAUCCCAUUGCUAGUGUUGUUGAAGUUCCAUUGCGCCAGCAAUACCAGCGGUGAAGGCCCUGAGCAGAUUUUCAUGGCAAAAGGUCCAACAUGUACUCGAAGCAAGCAACAGAAUAGAGAGUUCGGAAAAUAGCCUCAAUCGUCUGCCAGUGGAAGAUGCUGCAAGGUUGGCCUCAGUAUUUUAGCUCCUAGUGCGUUUACGGUUAAAAAUAACAAAAAACUCCAAAGAACUGGGACUUAUUUUUGCCACUAAUUCCGAACAAGCUCUUGACCUUUGUGAAAGCAUUGCGCAACCACUUGAAGACUUGUAUGUUGCAUUUUUAAGGCCAUUUCGAAGUCACUAACUUGAUGACCAUGAUGAUGACAAAUUGCCUGGGGAAAAAAAUGCAGAAUUGUGUUCUGUCGCUAUGGUAACACUCAUGUUGCUGCCUCGAUGCGUGUACGUCAUGUGCCCCAGCUGAGGUUCUUUCACAUUUGCGGUCGCUAUGCUAGUGCCGCCACAUUGCUGUGUUGCUACGCUAAUACCGUUUACCUGUUGUUAUUGUUGCGGUUAAAACACGUGCGUUUCCGUUUGUUCUCUUGCUGUCAAACUCAAUGAACUCUGCUGUUGUGCUUUUUCCACAUGAAAUGUCUGCUCUUUUUAUUUCUCUGCUUCUGUGUCGCAUUGAUGAUGAUGAUGGAAAGCAACUAUAAGUUGUCACUGCAGCUGCAAAGGGGUGAAAAUGUUCGCCAAGUUUCCAGUAAAUGUCCAUGGGAAGGUAAUCUGGAGAAUUUUUGUUUGGUACCUGUCCUUUAGAAUUAUAAGAAUUCACCGGAAUUGUAGGUAAUAUCAUGGCAGCGCAUCGUAUUCAAGAAAAUAUGUAACACGGUGCCUUGAGAUACCCCUGACCCAUCUUAAGUGUUUUUGGAGAUACGAGCUGUCAUGCGGACCCGUUUUUUUGCUUCCACUUUGUGCAAAAAUUUGACAGACAAGUGCUGUGUGGUGGCGACGAACUUAACUCACGUCACAGCAAGCAACAAUUUGGCAAAUAGUGAGCAAUUCUU